Oncorhynchus masou masou (cherry salmon) is the source of this 484-nucleotide messenger RNA. Its product is annotated as vitamin K epoxide reductase complex subunit 1-like protein 1. The transcript is spliced from 3 exons. Gene Ontology annotation, molecular function: vitamin-K-epoxide reductase (warfarin-sensitive) activity. Gene Ontology annotation, biological process: peptidyl-glutamic acid carboxylation; vitamin K metabolic process. The record is from RefSeq and is a predicted model, not a curated record. The coding region runs from base 50 to 484 and encodes 144 amino acids. Lineage: Eukaryota; Metazoa; Chordata; Actinopteri; Salmoniformes; Salmonidae.
CCCCAAUGGUAAGCGGUUGCGUGUACGACUCGAGCAAGGCCGGAGAAAGAUGGCGGCGCCCGUCCUGAGAGUGUCCACCCCUCGAUGGGAAAGAAUAGCCAGGCUCCUUGUUUGCGUCUUGGGUAUAUUGUUGUCCUUAUACGCCUUUCACGUGGAAACGGAAAAGUCUAGAGACUCGAAUUAUCGGGCCAUGUGCGACGUGAGCAAUUCUAUCAGCUGUUCAAAAGUCUUCACCUCCAGGUGGGGUCGAGGAUUUGGACUGUUGGGCUCCAUCUUCGGAAACGACAGUGCAAUGAACCAGCCAAACAGUGUCUACGGAAUUGUAUUUUAUGUCUUUCAACUGUUACUAGGUAAGACUUUGGUUUUCCCACAGGCACAUGCUAUUCAACCCCCUGGCUCAGAUGAGGCUAAAAGUCCGAGGCCUGACUGCCCCCUGGCUCAGAUGAGGCCUGACUGGCCCCCUGGCUCAGAUGGUGAUGCCUGA